Molecule: messenger RNA, 688 nt
Organism: Neurospora hispaniola
Lineage: Eukaryota; Fungi; Ascomycota; Sordariomycetes; Sordariales; Sordariaceae
Exons: 1
Coding region: 214-561 (115 amino acids)
Source: RefSeq, a predicted model, not a curated record
CUCGGCUGACAUUCGCUCGCCCACUACGGUUCCUCGCUCUGUAGCGCUUAGCUACUGUAUCCGGUUGGAAUCGGUAGCUUGAGAAGGUCGCAUGAGGGAGCCGCGCCUUCAUGGUCCUGGGCGUCUGUCAUUGGUGCCGUCGACUUCCUGGACGCUGAGAAAACCGAACUUUUGGUUCUCGGGGUUCCAACGAAAGAAUUAAUCUUGAGGGUUAUGCUUUGCAGGGCGACUGUUACUCGCAGCACACGUUCUGAUCCCCACGCAUUGUUUUGUGCAGGGACGUGGGACUAUGAGGAUCUUCAUCCAUUUGAAGGGAUAGCAAUGAUGGAAGUACCCAGCAUCGUACCGAACAAAGAGCGGCACGUAGAAAGCAUGUAUUUUUUGGAAGUCGAUCGUGACGGCGGUACCGCUUUGGUUUUGCAAAAAGUGACGAAAGGUGUGUACUGCAGAGCGGAAAGGUAUUCGGCCAUGCGAAGGAGAAGAGCGACUCACCACCUCAGCGCUAUUUCACCAAUACCAGAUCAACAUUGCUCUAAACAUAUGGGUAUAAAGAGAGAGUGAGUGCGAAAAGGCUGGGGUCGUGGGUUUACAUGCACGUUUCUCGGAGCCAGCCAGAUUUCCAGCCAACUGUCUGGCUUAUCUUCGUAAAUAGCUUCCAGUGUUUCCUUCAAGUUGCUCGGCAGUCAUG